This is a messenger RNA of Girardinichthys multiradiatus, 2361 nucleotides long. RefSeq names its product polynucleotide kinase 3'-phosphatase. Gene Ontology annotation, biological process: DNA repair. NCBI's taxonomy places the organism in Eukaryota, Metazoa, Chordata, Actinopteri, Cyprinodontiformes, Goodeidae. The coding region runs from base 224 to 2008 and encodes 594 amino acids. Gene Ontology annotation, cellular component: nucleus. The transcript has 17 exons. The record is from RefSeq and is a predicted model, not a curated record. Gene Ontology annotation, molecular function: ATP-dependent polydeoxyribonucleotide 5'-hydroxyl-kinase activity; double-stranded DNA binding; polynucleotide 3'-phosphatase activity.
UACCGCAUGUACAACGAAAAACUAGCUUGCAACUAAACAAAUCAUUAGUUUCUUCAUUGAAAACGGUCCGAAAAGGGAAAGCAAAUUUGUCGGGUAAUUUUCUAAGCCGCGUUACAAAAUACACCCGGAAACUCCAACGCAACAGGGCGUAAAAAACUGUUAUGUUUGCCUUUACAGAUGCUCUAAAAUAGUUAGUAAAAGUAGCUAAAAGCGGCUACAAAAAAUGUCGUGUGCGCUGGUUGGACCCUCUGGGAUCCGGAUUUCUCUGCAGGAUGGACGGGCCGUGAUUCUGGGCCGAGGUCCGGAGACCGGAGUGGCCGACAAGAAAUGCUCCAGGCACCAGGUGAAGGUGGUGGCUUGUUAUGAGGAGCAGGAUGUGGUUGUUACUCAGCUGGGGCCCAAUCCCAGUUUCCUGAACGGUGAAAAGCUUGGCCGGGGUCAGUCGGGUAAACUCACCCACCAAGGGACCCUUUACCUGGUCAACCAGAGCCACCCGUUUACAUUGAACUGCUCUCUGAGCUCCAAUGGAACAGCAGCUUGCAGCAUGGCAAAGGGCCUGAAAGCCAAAGAUAAGACUAAAGGAGGGAGAAAUGGAAAAGAGGCCGAAGCGAGUCCGACGCCCAAACGCAGCAUCAAGGAUUUCUUUUCCACCUCUCCCUCUAAGCCUUCUAAAAGGCAGCUGAGCCCAGAGCAGUACCACCCUGAAGUGAAGCGACAGAGAUUAGACCACCAGGAUGAGGAGGAGGAGAGACUCGCUGAGGAAAAACUAAAGCACCUGCAGGAGUUUGCAAAAACGAACAUGACAGAGGAGAAAAAAGACGCCCAGUCUUCCCUUUCUUCAUCUCCAGCAAAGGCGUGGGUGACGAGCAGCUGGCAGCAGACAGGAAACCUGAUGUUUUACACCGCUGCAGGAGUGAAAGCGAGCGACAAGAUUGCUGGGUUUGAUAUUGAUGGAUGUAUAAUCACCACCAAAUCUGGAAAAGUAUUUCCUACUGCACCUGAUGACUGGAAGAUUCUGUACCCUGAGAUUCAGCCCAGGCUGGCCAGCUUGCUCAAAAAAGGAUAUAAGGUUGUUUUCUUCACCAACCAGCUGGGAAUCGCUAGGGGCAAACUGAGACCGGAAGUGUUCAAGUCAAAAGUCGAGGACGUCCUCGCCACACUGCGGCUCCCCGUGCAGGUGUUUGUAGCCAGCGGUCCUGGUGUUUGCAGAAAGCCUGUGAUUGGAAUGUGGAAUCACCUGUGUGAGAAAGCUAAUGAUGGUGUGACUGUCGACAAGACACAGAGUUUUUAUGUAGGCGAUGCUGCAGGAAGGCCGGAGAACUGGGCUCCUGGCAAGAAGAAGAAGGAUUUCUCCUGCAGUGACAGACUGUUUGCACUGAACAUUGGGUUGCAGUUCCACACCCCAGAAGAGUACUUUUUGGGUUGGAAGAGGGCCCCCUACAGCCUGCCUGACUUUGACCCUCGGAAACUUGACUCCACCUGCAGAUUGUUCGACCCACCGUCCACCUCUCUCACCACCACCAAGACAGAAGUCAUUGUUGCUGUUGGUUACCCUGCAGCUGGUAAAUCCACCUUCUUCCACACCCACAUUAUUCCAGAGGGCUACGUCUAUGUCAACAGGGACACACUCGGCUCCUGGCAGAACUGCGUGUCAGCUUGUGAGCGCGCUCUUGGGGAAGGCCGAAGCGUCGCUGUGGACAACACCAACCCAGACCCAGAGUCUCGCAAACGAUACAUAGACGUGGCCAAAGCAGCGGGAGUUUCCUGUCGCUGUUUCCUCUUCACUGCCAGUUUGGAGCUAGCCAAGCACAAUAACAGAUUUCGUGAGAUGGCUUCAUCCGACAGGAAACACGCUAAGGUCAACGACAUGGUUUUCCACAGCUACAAGAAACACUUUGUUGGUCCAGUUCUCUCAGAGGGAUUCUCAGAGAUCCUUCAAAUCCACUUCGUUCCACACUUUACGGACAGACAGACUGAAAGUCUGUUCAGACAGUUUUCUGAGGGCUGACUGGACUCCUGCUGCGUGAUCUGACCUGGACGGAGCCUAGAUGACACCUCAGGAAAACAACUGGCAGUCAUUAGACCCACAGCUGAUGACCAGGCUGCUGAUUUAGCUGACAUACGGUGUUUGCAGCAAAAUGUUGAAGAGAUUACUUUAAGCAACAGUGAUGUUAGUCAGAUUAGAUCAGAAUCAGGGCCUCUUAUUUAGAUAAUGUUGCAACAAGCAUUUCAACAUAUGAACAGACAUACAUGCUUGCAGUCUGUAUGUUGAGCUUAGAGAACAAACUUAAGAAUAAAGCGUUGCUCUCCACUGAGCAUUUCAGUGGUACCUAACUAGACAUUAAAGAUCCCAAACCUUGA